AUGACAGAGUUCGGACUGAAUUUUUUCAGGAUGAUGGCAGUCUCGGAACCGGACUCAAAUAUUUUAUUUUCACCUACCAGCGUCUUCGCCGGACUUUCUAUGUUAUCCCUUGCAGCUAACUGUAAGACAAAAAGCGAAAUAAAAGCAGCUCUAGGAUCAAAUAAAUAUCCGUUUGAAAGUUUUCAUACGUUAAUAAAGGAGUUGUACAAACAUUUCAAACGUUUUUCAAAUCGGGGUUCUUACUUCCUCAAUGAAAUUAAUACAUGGUACACUGAUAAAUCGAUUUCAGAUGCAGAAGCAUUUUUUAAGAAAUGUUCGAAUUAUUAUAAUUUUGAUAGAUCUACCCUUGAUCCCGAAAAAAACACACGCGAGGGUGAUUUUUUCACAAAUGAAAAUGAAGUCACGAAAAUUGAAUCCUUGUACGCUUCAGACAUGCUGCAAAACUGCUACUACGACGAGUACCUCAUGAGCCAAAUAAUGGAAAUUGAAUAUAAAGAUCACGCGUUGUCUCUCAUUGUAAUUCUUCCUGAUCACACAAAGACCAGCUUAGAUAUGGUUGGAAUAAAAUUAACAAAUUCGAUUAUUGACGGCAUUGGACAUGCCCUCAAAAACAAUCAGCACGUAUCGGACAUCUGGCUACCGAAGCUCACACUGGAUUGUGGUCACGAUAUGAUAAAAAACUGGAACAAUUUAGGAAUAUUUAAUGUUUUUGAAAAAGAUGACGCAGAUUUGAGCAAAAUGACAAAAAUGGAAGAAGUCUUUCUGGUAUCUUUCUUCCACAGAAUGUCUUUUAAAUUAACAGAAUACGGUACAUGUGUUUAUGAGACAGCCGCAGAGGUGAAGAAUAAAACGGUUGCAAUGACCUACAGCGAAACACCAUACAAAUUCAAAGCAGAUCACCCGUUUAUAAUUUACGUUCUAGAAAAGAAGUCCAACAUUGUUUUGUGUUUAGGAAAGUUUGUAAAGCCAUGA
Helobdella robusta is the source of this 972-nucleotide messenger RNA. RefSeq lists its product as hypothetical. The record is from RefSeq and is a predicted model, not a curated record. NCBI's taxonomy places the organism in Eukaryota, Metazoa, Annelida, Clitellata, Rhynchobdellida, Glossiphoniidae. Gene Ontology annotation, molecular function: serine-type endopeptidase inhibitor activity. The transcript is spliced from 3 exons. Bases 1 to 972 code for a protein of 323 amino acids.